Molecule: messenger RNA, 498 nt
Organism: Colletotrichum graminicola M1.001
Lineage: Eukaryota; Fungi; Ascomycota; Sordariomycetes; Glomerellales; Glomerellaceae
Exons: 1
Coding region: 1-498 (165 amino acids)
Source: RefSeq, a predicted model, not a curated record
AUGGAUGAUUAUUCCAGAGGUCACCUCUGGGCGGAACAUGAGACCAAUCCGGCACCCGAGGUCAUGGUCCAUUCUGCCCCCGAAGCAGUUCAGAUUCCGCUGAACAAUUUGCCAACUAGGAACGAUGGCGCAGACGACGCUAGGCGUGUUCACCCGGAUGGAGAUGUUGCCUUACCGAAUCAUGCAGAUCAAACGAGCCAGUCCAAACUAAAGCGUCGCUCGCGCCUUUGGACCUGGAAGACGAUAAUCGGCAUCUGUAUCGGGUUGCUCAUCCUCGCCAUUGUGAUCCCUGUUAUGGUCACAGUGGUUGCAAGCGAUCGAGGUCAUGGCCCUGGAAACAUUGAAACCACUGCCAGCUCGCCAGCAUCACAAGCUUCUUCCUACUUUGUCACACCAACACCCUCUUCGGCCACUUCGUACCCUUCCUCGACCCUGAAUCCGGUGAGUAAGACGCCCUCUAUCGAGGUGCUGCUGGCCAUUGCCAAUCUCCAACAAUAA